AUGUCGAAGAACGCGGAAGGAAACAAUAAAGAAAACGGAUCGGAGUCGGACCUUUCUGUCACAAUCAAGUUGCCUAAUGGCGUUGAGUACGAACAACCCACCGGGUUGUUCAUCAACAACGAGUUUGUGCGCUCGAAGUUGGGCGGAAUGAUGGAGGUCAUUGCGCCAGCCACGGAGGAGGUGGUGACGCGGGUGUACGAGGGUACGUCGGAAGACGUGGAUAUCGCGGUGAGUGCGGCACAGAAGGCUUUCAAGAGCGGCAAGUGGUUCGGCGCGGAUCCGAUGGUCCGGGUGAAGGCCUUGAGCAAGCUAGCAGACUUAAUUGAGGAGGAUCUGGAGGUGAUUGCGUCGAUUGAGUCCCUGGACAAUGGGAAGGCCAUCUCGCACGCCAGGUUCGAUAUUGGUAUGGUGGUGAACUACUUGCGGUGCUGCGCAGGCCUUGCGGACAAGGUCGACGGCAGGAGCAUCGAUACGGGGUCCUCGCACCUCACGUACACCCGGCGUGAGCCAAUCGGGGUGUGCGGGCAGAUUAUCCCCUGGAACUUCCCGUUGCUCAUGUGGGCGUGGAAGGUCGGUCCUGCGUUGGCCACGGGUAACACAGUGGUGCUCAAGACCGCCGAGUUCACCCCACUAUCGGCACUGUACGUCAGCAACCAUGUGCGCAAGGCUGGGAUCCCCGCAGGUGUGGUUAACAUAAUCAGCGGAUACGGUAAGACGGUCGGGGAAGCAAUAAUCAGGCAUCCAGGAGUAAAGAAGAUAGCCUUCACAGGCUCCACGGCCACAGGGCGGCAUAUCUACGAAGUGGCGGCUAAGGAUUUGAAGAAGGUGAGUCUAGAGUUGGGUGGGAAGUCACCUAAUAUCAUUUUCGCCGAUGCAGACCUCAAGAAGGCAGCUCAGAACGUGCUGAACAGCAUCUUCUUCAACGGUGGGGAGGUCUGCUGCGCAGGAUCGCGGAUGUACAUAGAGGAACCAAUCUAUGAGGAGUUUUUGCAGGAGAUCAAGGCAGUUGCGGAGUCUGUUAAGGUGGGCGAUCCCUUCUUGGAAGACACAUUCCAGGGCGCACAAACCUCGCAGAUGCAGCUGGACAAGAUUCUCAGCUACAUUGAGAUUGGCAAACAAGAGGGCGCACGGGUGGUAACCGGUGGAGAGCGUCUUGGUGAAAAGGGCUACUACGUAAAGCCCACCAUAUUUGCCGAUGUCCGGGAGGACAUGCGCAUUGUCAAGGAGGAGAUAUUUGGGCCGGUUGUGACGGUAACGAAGUUCACGAACAUUGAUGACCUAUUGGAGAUGGCCAACGACACUCAGUAUGGGCUGGCGGCAGGCGUUUACAGCAGCAGCAUGAAGAAAGCAAUUGAUGUUGCGAAUAGACUAGACGCUGGUACUGUGUGGAUCAACACCUACAACGAUUUCCACUGCUCAGUACCAUUUGGCGGAUACAAGGGGUCUGGUUUUGGCAGGGAGAUGGGCGCAGAAGUCGUUGAGAACUACACUCAAGUCAAGGCGGUUCGGGCCCUCCUUCUCUAG
Eremothecium gossypii ATCC 10895 is the source of this 1524-nucleotide messenger RNA. RefSeq names its product aldehyde dehydrogenase (NADP(+)) ALD4 (gene ALD4). Lineage: Eukaryota; Fungi; Ascomycota; Saccharomycetes; Saccharomycetales; Saccharomycetaceae. Gene Ontology annotation, molecular function: aldehyde dehydrogenase (NAD+) activity. Bases 1 to 1524 code for a protein of 507 amino acids. The record is from RefSeq and is marked provisional. The transcript has a single exon.